Molecule: messenger RNA, 336 nt
Organism: Ostreobium quekettii
Lineage: Eukaryota; Viridiplantae; Chlorophyta; Ulvophyceae; Bryopsidales; Ostreobiaceae
Source: the annotation of a GenBank genome assembly
AUGGCCUUCAGUAAAGGAUGUCCAGUGCUGGGACAUUCCCAUCCGCAGGGCAACAAUCUCUUCUAUUUCAAGAACUCCAAGGCGCUGUCGCCCUCGGCUGUCAUACCCCUCGAAUAUGCAGAAGUCGAAGCUAUGGACGAUUCCGACAACGAGGAAUCCCCACGCUUCGUCCUCGACAUUCGACUGCACACCGCAUACGGGCCCUACUGCAAGAAAACCACCUUCAAGCUGUCCACCUUCAAGUUGGAAGUUCAGAGCACCUGGCUGGCGGCCUUCAAGCAGGCGAUCGUCCCCAGGCACGAUCUUGUGACUGAGCUUCGCACUGCGGGAAGGUGA